Molecule: messenger RNA, 1561 nt
Organism: Misgurnus anguillicaudatus (oriental weatherfish)
Lineage: Eukaryota; Metazoa; Chordata; Actinopteri; Cypriniformes; Cobitidae
Gene: irgq1
Product: immunity-related GTPase family, q1
Cellular component (GO): membrane
Molecular function (GO): GTP binding
Source: RefSeq, a predicted model, not a curated record
CGCCCCUCCUCCUCUUCUGCGCCUGCGUCAAUAGUGUUUUUUUUUUUUUGGCAACUCGCUUUCUUUCACUUUCGUGGAUUUGCAACUGAAACGGAUCAGAAGGUAGCACAAUGGAUGGCCCUUACUCGACAGAAAAACUUCCAGAAGAUCUUAUUGACAAAAUCAAGGAUACGUUUGCCUCUGAAAGCCCUGGAGAAAUUCCCAAAAAGCUUAUCAAUCUUUUGGAAGUGUAUGACCGCUAUAAGAUAGAUAUCGCUGUGACCGGAGAGUCUGGAGCAGGAAAAUCGUCGCUCAUCAAUGCAUUUCAAGGAGUGCGUCCUGAUGAUGAUAGCGCGGCUCCAACUGGAGUUGUAGAAACCACAAUGCAAGCAACUCUGUAUCUGCUUCCCAACUUACCACAUGUCAGAAUGUGGGAUCUUCCAGGCAUGGGCACUCCUACAUUUACAUCAAAGAGUUACACAAAGACAAUGAACCUUCACUUAUAUGACAUGUUCAUGGUGGUGAUGUCUGAGCGAGUCAGAGAAAACAACAUGAUCUUGAUUGAUGCCAUUAUUGAACAAAAGAAGCCAUUUUAUGCAAUCAGAUCAAAAAUUGAUAAUGAAAUGCGGUCCCAGAGAAGGAAACGUGGCUUCUCUGAAGAAAGUGCAUUGAAUCAAAUGAAAGAAGACGGUGAAAAAUAUCUGAAAGAGAAGAAUGUGGACAAUCCCGUGUUCUUAAUUUCAGCCCAUGAACCGCUUAAUUAUGAGAUGCCGAAGCUCCUAGAUACUUUUAGGAAUGAGCUUCCUCAGGUUAGGGCAGAGCUAUUUUCUAAUUUUCUAGAAAAGAUUCUUCAUGGAGGAUGGUUAACAGCAAGGUAUGCUACACAGGAGGUCCGAAAGACUGAAAAAAUACCAGCUGAGGACAUCACAAAGUUACACAAUAUGCACAAAGAGACAGGUUUUGGAGCUGUGAAAGUCAAAGCUAUACUGGAGGCCCUGAAUCACUUUCGCACUGAUGUGGCAGUUUUGGGUGAGGCGGGGUCUGGAGCAUCUUCUCUGGUAAAUGCCUUAACUGGGCUGAAGAAGGAUGUGUAUGGUGCAGCCAUGAGUUCUGGAUACCCUGGUGUCCGCUUCUGGGGCAUGUCUGGCAUAGAAGGAAUCAUGGAUUACUCUAUGUAUGAGAUGAAACAAGUUCUGCGCGGUUAUGACUUCUGCAUCAUCAUCGUAUCUGACUUGGAGAGCGCACGGCAUAUACAACUAGCCAAUGCUAUCAUUGACUUAAAGAGGCAUUUCUUCUUGGUCCAGACCAAAGUAGAUUGUUAUCUACAGGCUCAAGGUGAUUUUGGCUGUGAUAACACCGAAAUACUCGAUGAACUCCGGGCAAAAUAUAUCAGAGAACUUCAGAGGGCAAGAAUACCUGAACUUCAAAUUUUUCUCAUCAACAGCCUAGACAAAAGUAAAUUGGACUUUGCUGUUUUGGAGAGUGCACUGACCAUGGAACUCAACACGACCAGAAAUAUUGCUUUUGCACAUUAUGUAGCAAAAGUACUGAGACAAUGAAAAUAAAAAACAUCCUUAAGUGA